Messenger RNA from Entrophospora sp. SA101, 246 nucleotides. The record is from the annotation of a GenBank genome assembly. NCBI's taxonomy places the organism in Eukaryota, Fungi, Glomeromycota, Glomeromycetes, Entrophosporales, Entrophosporaceae.
AUGAUAGAAAAUCAUAAUCGAUCAUAUGAUAUUGAAUAUAUCAAAUUAUGGUUAUUAGAGCUUAUCAACAAUUCGUCUAGUUCCAAUAAUCCUCUCAGUAAAAAUCAAGUUUCAAGAGCAUUUACAGCUUUAGGUUUAAAAACAUUAAUAACAAGAGAAAAGCAUAAUGGCAAGUGGAGAUCUUUAGUGAUAGUUCGUGCAUCAAAAGAUGAAUUAUCAGAAAUAUUCCAAAAAAACGGAAUUUGA